AAUAUAAAAAGUCUACACGCACAAAGCACAAUAAGAACGGAUUGAAGAUGAUUGUGUCGCGCUUGACAUUUCCACUCCAGGCUGCAAAGCUGGUUGCCCGCAAAGCUGCAGGCAAUCCCAGCAACAGCAUCAUCCAGCGUCGCCACAUGUCGGGUGUGUAUUUCCGCAGUGGGGCCCUCAGGCCAAAGCCCGACGAGAUGCCCUUCGGCCUCUUCGCCAUCUUUUGUGCCGUUAUACCGGGACUCUUCAUUGGCGCCACCAUAAGCAAGAAUGUGGCGAACUUUUUGGAGGAGAACGAUCUGUUUGUGCCCUCCGAUGACGACGACGAUGAGGACUAAUCAAACCACCGACUGACGAAUUCUGACGGGAGUCUGCCCUAGUCGUGAUGAACAACUAUAACCAAUGGUGGUUCUUCCUCCUUUUGCACUAAGCCAAAUGUUUAUUCAUUUAUUAGCUAUUUAUUCAAUGUAAAUCUCCACUCUUAAGAUCCCAAAGCUCUCACAUUUUAUACUCUUGUUUGUAUGUACUUACCACAUCCUGCUUUAAAAUGUUUCAAUGUUCUAUGGAUAAGAUUGAUACGCUGACGACUGUUAGUUCAAUAAAUAAAAAGUUUAUUUGCCUAUCAUAA
Messenger RNA from Drosophila persimilis, 628 nucleotides. It is a transcript of the gene EMRE, whose product is annotated as essential MCU regulator, mitochondrial. Lineage: Eukaryota; Metazoa; Arthropoda; Insecta; Diptera; Drosophilidae. The transcript has a single exon. Gene Ontology annotation, biological process: calcium import into the mitochondrion; mitochondrial calcium ion homeostasis. Gene Ontology annotation, cellular component: uniplex complex; mitochondrial inner membrane. The record is from RefSeq and is a predicted model, not a curated record. Bases 48 to 338 code for a protein of 96 amino acids.